Caenorhabditis briggsae is the source of this 651-nucleotide messenger RNA. The record is from RefSeq and is a predicted model, not a curated record. Lineage: Eukaryota; Metazoa; Nematoda; Chromadorea; Rhabditida; Rhabditidae. The transcript has 4 exons. Bases 1 to 651 code for a protein of 216 amino acids.
AUGAAGAGUCAACUUGCAAUUAUCAUGUUCAUCAUCAUUGGCACCACAGCCUACCAGGUGUUUAAUGAGAUGGACCAGAACGGAUUCAAGGGCUACCAGUCAAAACUAGACGACUCCACUCGACAGCUGCUGGAUCUAGAAGUUGCAAACGAGAAAGAUUUUCGAGACAGCUUGGAAAAAAGCCGGCCUUCUUUGGAAGAUUGGAAAUAUGAUCUUGUCCACAAAUACACUCCGGUUAUGGAAGGAACUCUGUUCUGUCGAUACCCGACUGACUUCACCAGAGAAGAACUCCCCAUCCAUGGACGGGGUUUUGCUGCAGAUCUAAAAGUCUUAGAUGUGACCGUGAUUGACGGAUACACUGGAGACAAGUUCCCUAUUCUUCAUAAAAACCUCGAUAUUCUCGCUUUCAAAUCGCGCGAUUCUACCCUAGUCGGAAUGAGACCACUCACCGUCAAAGUACAGCAUCGCGGAUGUGUUCCUAUGCCUGACUAUUGCUACGCGACAACCACAUUCUAUUCGUGGUAUUCCCAUUCGGAAGAGGAUGUCAAGUGGAGCCACAUGAAUCUCAAUCUUGCCACCAGAAUCACAGUGAAGCAUUGUUCGGUUUUGAGAAAAAUCUUCAACUUCUGGCCUUUCUAUCAUUUCUUCUGA